GAAAAUUAUCAUGAUUAUUAUAUGUCCGGCGAAGAUGACCUCAGCUCUAUUGUCUGAGCCCAAUAUUUUUAACAUUUUAAGUAUAAUAUAUCAAUAUAUCAUUUCUAGAAUUAAAUUGUUAAAUUGCAGUGCCUUAUGAUUAAAUGAGUAGCUCUGUCUGGGUUCUCUGUCCUAAUGGACGCCGAGUCAGCAUCGCAUUUGGACCAAAUAGUCCUUUAAAUUCUAUCAAACAGCAGGCUUGUGAGAAACAAGGCUUUGAUCCAGCUAAAUAUGGAAUGAGAAAGGAAGACGCAAAGAAAGCCUUUGAUCUCUCACUGCCUUUUAGAUUGUCUGGCAUAGCUAAUAAAGCUAAACUGGAGCUAUUUGAAGAUAUUCAGAAGAUUGAGGUUGUAAGUAUUGCUCUUCAACUAGAAUCCGGAGGAAGAGUUAUGGGCAAGAUAGCAAAUACUGCUACAAUUGCUCAAACUAUACAGUCGAUUGGUAAAGAUUUAGGCGCCGUUUCAUCUCUCAUGUACUUACAACGCAAGAUCGGAGCUGAGAAAUUUGGAACCACUACUCUAGCAGACCUGGGAAUUUUCAAGGGAAGUGCUUUGCUGCGUUUACAAGAAGUCAAAGAGGAAUCAUCACAACCAGAAACUGCAUCUCCCAAACCUCUUCCUAAAAAGGAUGUCCAGGAUGUCCAGGGGAUGGAAACGGAGACAACACGCCCGGUUAUUGUCGAGGAGUCAAGUGUGAGCAGCAACCCCUCAGAAAUGGAGGUUGAGGAAACAGACUUUUUCGAAAAAGUAAACCGUUGUAUGGCCAAACUAACAGAGGAACAGACCCCCGUUAGAAUGGAAGAGAAAAGGAAACCUGUUAGCAAUGUGCCAAUUUUGUUUGAUCCAUCUGCUAGUAGUGUUGAAAUAGAUCGGAUGGAAGAAUCGGAUGACUUUUUCGAGUUUACUGACAAAGAUCUGAAAUCGAUGUUGAGAGAUUUGCACAAGAUAUCAGAGAGAGAAUUCCGGUUCCGACAGCCUGAAAAAGAGAAAAUUCUUCCCGAUCAAGUUGUUUUUAGAAUCAGAUUACCUAACGGACUGAUGCUACAAAACGUUUUCGAAACAAAAUCCAGCACCACAGACUCCCUCUACAAAUUUGUGGGCGACUACCUGACUGAGGAUAGCGUUGAAAAUCUCUCAAUCUAUCAAGCCCCACCCAAACGACUCGUCAAACCAGGACAAACUUUGAUAAACGCUGGACUAACUCUGACAACCCUGUUGCACGCUGGUGGUGACAUUGUCAUGAGACCCGAUCUAACUGUAGAAUCUGAUCCUUCGGGCGCUUUGGGUCAGCUCACUGAUGUAGUCGGUAAACCAGACAUUUUAAAUGACAGCCCAAAUUCGAGCAGACAUGAACUUCCUUCGCCUGUAACUAGAUUAGAUGAUGUACAGAGCACUGGGAGUAGUCGGCCAAGGGGAGAUAAACCUGUCCCCAAGUGGUUCAAAUUGAAAUGAAUGUUGUUUGAAUUUUUAUACAAUAUAUGGUAUGGUGAAACUUUUAGUUUUGUAUUGAAGGGCUAUGAAAGGGGAUAUUACAAUGAUUGCAAUAAUUGUGUCGGCCAGAAUUAUAGCAUUGUGAGAAUAUAAUAUUAAAAAGGGUUUUAGUUGCUGGCCAAGUUUCAGCUUGUUUUCAGUUAUCAGACAUGUAUGUCUUCACAAUGCGCCACUUUAUCCUUAGUGGCGAAUGGGUUGUUCUCAUUAUAUUAUCUUAAACCGGGGAAUAUGGAAUAUGUAUGGUAGCUGAUUCAUUCGUAACUGCUAUUAAGGGUGACUUAACGCUUGAAAAAAACGUAAUAUAUAUAAUAUGGAUAAUUUCUAGGGUUGUUUUUGGAACUUCGUAACUGGGAUAGUAGUUGCAUUAUGGAACGGUUGCUUGAAUGCAUUUUACGUUGAUGAAUUUUGGCUAUAAAUAACGAUUCACUGUUGUUUAAAAAUUUGACUUGUGUGUGUCGUAUUGUAUGGUUAAUAUUAACUUAUUUACAUCUCAUAAUUUGAUUCGGAUUAUAUGAAUCGCAAUUGGAAGUCUUCUUCUAGAUUUGUAGAAUGUAGAUACAUGUGUUUUACUUCGGCUUUUCGUUCAUCGUUCAUUAACAAAGUAGGAAGUACAAAAUGCAGCCUAUCGAUAUAAAUUCUCCAAGCUUUGCUUAAAAUUACCAUGUUAAUUUUACAUUGUACACAAUACGAGAUAUCAAAAGGCUCACAUUGAAUAUCCUCAUUGUCAAUAUCCAUCUCUUUUCUCCAGGUGGAUCAUGCUGCAGCCCUCUUACAGCUCAGAUUCUUCUGACAAUGAAGAUGACUACCUGGAAGAGGAAGAGACUGAAGAGGAGAAGUUUCUCUGUUUGUUUUGUGACAUGGUUCUCAGCUCGAGUGGACACCUCAUGGACCACUCCCUAAAAACACACAAACUGAAUCUUGUUUCGGCUUUCAGUGAAACGUCCUUCUAUGGGACCAUUAAAGUGAUAAACUAUACUCGGGGUAAUAAAUGUAGUGUUGAGGAGUUUAGUACAGUAUUGAAGAGGUCUGAAACGUUGGAAGAUGAAUAUUUGAAGCCCUGUCUAAAUGAUGAUUCUUUGUUGAUGAUUGAUUUUGAAGAACUUUCACACGCCCAAUCUCAAAGUUGUGCAGCGAAUGGUAAAGAGAAGAAUGCAAAUGGUGAAUCAAACAAUGGAAAGGUUGAAUUUCUACAAGCUAAAUUAGAGCAAAUGCAACAGGCUUACAUGGAACUACUCGAGAAAACUGAUAAAUCCAACGCACAACUGAGACCUGCAACGGACUCCCACUAUUUUGAGAGCUACGCAGAUUACACAAUCCAUGCGGAAAUGCUGCAGGACAAAGUACGAACAGAGGCUUACAGAGACUACAUCUACAAGAACAAAGAUAUCUUCAGCGACAAGGAUGUAUUAGAUGUGGGCUGUGGCACAGGUAUCUUAUCAAUGUUCUGUGCCCAGGGCGGAGCCCGGUCUGUUAUGGCAGUUGACAACUCUAAAAUCGUGGACAAGGCCAGGAGCGUUAUUAGAUCAAACAACUUGUCUUCUAAGAUUGAGGUUGUAAAGGGGAAAGUUGAAGAAAUUGAGGUGGACAAAAAAUUCGACAUUCUCAUAUCAGAAUGGAUGGGAUACGGUUUGUUGUUUGAAUGCAUGUUAGACAGUGUCAUAACAGCCAGGGACAAAUAUCUUAAACCAGACGGUCUGGUCGUUCCAAACAGAGCGUCUAUGUUUGUGUCAGCCGUAAGUGAUGAGGUGAGUUAUCAGCACAGGUUUCACUUCUGGAAUGAUGUCUAUGGGUUCAAAAUGAACGAUGUUGUUCCAGAUCUUUACAAAGAAGCUGUUGUUGAGUGUGUUGACAAAGAUAAUGUCAUUUCAGAUAAUUGUGGGUUUAAACACCUCGACUUGCAAACCGUUAAAACGCCUGAACUUGAAUUUUCCAGGCCAUUCCAACUCCAAAUCAGUUCAUCCUCAAAGUUAACUGCCUUAGUCGUACAUUUUACCUGCUUUUUUGAUGGAGAUGUUUCAAUCGUUUUGGACACCUCGCCUGAAAGUGAAACCACUCACUGGUUACAAACUAUACUCUACUUGAAAUGUCCUACUGAUGUUUUAGAAGGUGAUGUAGUGCACGGACUUAUCGCGUUUAAUAAGGACUCCACUGUUAAGAGAGGAUAUGUGAUUAAAAUAGAGGGUGCAAUAAGUCGGGAUAGUGCAGUGGUGGGGAAGUUCAACCAACUGUAUCAUCUCCACUGAUUCACUGAACGAAUUUUAUUUCUGUGGUUUUUAAUUCUUGUUGUGAGUAAUUUAUUUUCUUUUAUCGAAA
Bolinopsis microptera is the source of this 3842-nucleotide messenger RNA. Its product is annotated as tether containing UBX domain for GLUT4-like. Gene Ontology annotation, molecular function: protein binding. Bases 144 to 1490 code for a protein of 448 amino acids. The transcript has 7 exons. The record is from RefSeq and is a predicted model, not a curated record. NCBI's taxonomy places the organism in Eukaryota, Metazoa, Ctenophora, Tentaculata, Lobata, Bolinopsidae. Gene Ontology annotation, cellular component: cytoplasm; nucleus; vesicle membrane. Gene Ontology annotation, biological process: intracellular protein transport.